Messenger RNA from Peromyscus leucopus (white-footed mouse), 1988 nucleotides. It is a transcript of the gene Cacng2, whose product is annotated as calcium voltage-gated channel auxiliary subunit gamma 2. The transcript has 4 exons. The record is from RefSeq and is a predicted model, not a curated record. Bases 884 to 1855 code for a protein of 323 amino acids. NCBI's taxonomy places the organism in Eukaryota, Metazoa, Chordata, Mammalia, Rodentia, Cricetidae. Gene Ontology annotation, cellular component: AMPA glutamate receptor complex; voltage-gated calcium channel complex; postsynaptic density membrane. Gene Ontology annotation, molecular function: channel regulator activity; voltage-gated calcium channel activity. Gene Ontology annotation, biological process: neurotransmitter receptor internalization; postsynaptic neurotransmitter receptor diffusion trapping; positive regulation of synaptic transmission, glutamatergic.
CUGCAAGACGCCGGCUCGCGCGCCCCAUCGCUCGCUCGCUCACUCGCUGGCUUCCAAGGAGCUUUGCGGAUCGGGGGAGGGAACCCCGCCUCGAUUCUCCGGGAGAAACCCCCUCCCUCCCCCACUUCGCCGACACUACCCCCGCCGCCAACAACAAUAACCGCGGCUGCUCGUCCUGCCGCCGCCGCGCCCGCCAGCCCUGCUACCGCCGCCGCCGCCGCCGCCGCUGCCGCUGCCGCCGGGGCACAACCAUGGGAGGCGAGACCCCCGCACCGGUGCAGCUGAGCUCGAGGGCUUGCAGAAGACUGGGUAGUCUCCACUGAAACGGAGGCACCCCGAGGACCCCCUCCCUCCCCAAGGAAGAGAACUGGCGAAGCCAGGGAUUUUCAUGGCGCAGGCCGCAGAGCCGCGACCGAAGACCGCAGGUUGCUUCCCGGCUCUCCCAGUCUCUAACUGUCUAGGUCCGGACCAUGAGAGAUGGUGUUGAGAAUUCGGCUGUUCCCUGGCGCGCUGUGGAAGCCAUCUCCAAAUUAGCGAUCACAUAUGGAAACUGGAGACCAGAAUUUUAGGAAAAGAGAUUAAGGCAUCUCACUUGGGGGGGUGGGGGGUGUCUUUUUAUUUAUUUUCCCCUUUUUUUAAAAAAAAAAAAUCGCUGCAACUGGAACAGUUUUUUUGAUCUCAAAAGGCAAGCCUCUCUUCCCGUGUGAUCUUUAUAAUUUACACACUUUUCCGUGAGCUUUCUUAUCUCCCUUUUUUUAUAUCUCUCCAUAUUCUCAAUUCACACACAGAUCCAUUAUAUUAGUAGUGGAAUUACCGUUCGCACCCCUCACACACACGCUCCUGAGAACCAGAAGUCGGUUGGGUGUUUAUAUAAUGAAGAAUUAUGGGGCUGUUUGAUCGAGGUGUUCAAAUGCUUUUAACCACCGUUGGUGCUUUCGCUGCCUUCAGCUUGAUGACCAUCGCUGUGGGAACCGACUAUUGGCUGUACUCCAGAGGGGUUUGCAAGACCAAAAGUGUCAGUGAGAACGAAACCAGCAAAAAGAACGAGGAAGUUAUGACCCAUUCCGGAUUAUGGAGAACCUGCUGCCUCGAAGGGAACUUCAAAGGUCUGUGCAAGCAAAUCGACCACUUUCCAGAGGACGCAGACUACGAAGCGGACACCGCAGAGUACUUCCUCCGGGCCGUGAGGGCCUCGAGUAUCUUCCCGAUCCUGAGUGUGAUCCUGCUCUUCAUGGGUGGCCUCUGCAUCGCAGCAAGCGAGUUUUACAAGACACGCCACAACAUCAUCCUGAGCGCUGGCAUCUUCUUCGUGUCUGCAGGUCUGAGUAACAUCAUCGGGAUCAUCGUGUAUAUAUCAGCCAAUGCGGGAGACCCCUCCAAGAGUGACUCCAAAAAGAACAGCUACUCCUACGGCUGGUCCUUCUACUUCGGGGCCCUGUCCUUCAUCAUCGCCGAGAUGGUCGGGGUGCUGGCCGUGCACAUGUUUAUCGACCGCCACAAACAGCUGCGGGCCACGGCCCGUGCCACCGACUACCUCCAGGCCUCCGCCAUCACCCGCAUCCCUAGCUACCGCUACCGCUACCAGCGCCGCAGCCGCUCCAGCUCGCGCUCCACCGAGCCCUCUCACUCCAGGGACGCCUCGCCCGUGGGCGUGAAGGGCUUCAACACCCUGCCGUCCACGGAGAUCUCCAUGUACACCCUCAGUAGGGACCCCCUGAAGGCUGCCACCACACCCACCGCCACCUACAACUCGGACAGGGAUAACAGCUUUCUCCAGGUCCACAACUGUAUCCAGAAGGACAGCAAGGACUCUCUCCACGCCAACACAGCCAACCGCCGGACCACGCCCGUAUGAAGACCGUGGAACCGGGGCACGGGACCUGGGAGGCUUGGCCCGCGGGCGGGGGAGGGACCGCAGCAGCCCCCACGGGGAGACCUUCCACACACAAAAACAAACAAACAAGCAAACAAACGAACAAACAAACAAA